AUGGCUUCCAGCAUCAGUAUUAGUUUAUUUCUUGUUUGUUUAUCAAUUGCCGUAUGUUUCGGUCAACAAGAAUCAUAUCCAAUGUGGAAAGUAUUUUGUAGUGGCAGACCUCUUUAUCGUGGUCGUCUCGAUUCCAUUGUUACUCCAGGUUCACCAGCAGGUCAUGUACAUAAAGUGAUGGGUGGAAGUCAUUUCAGUGCUGGAGUAAAAGGUCAAUCACCUCAAGAAUUAUUUGAGGUAACAAAGUCAGCAGACUGUACUACAUGCUCAAUUCAUACUGUAGACAACAGUAACUAUUGGCAUCCAGAGUUAUAUUACCAAUGGCCUAAUGGAACAUUUUCAGUGGUACCUGAUGGUGGUUUAACUGUAUAUUAUAUUGCUCGAACUGGUGAGGCUGGUGGUCCACAAUACAAUAAUCCUAAUUGGCAACCAUUUCCUAAAGGUCUUCGUAUGAUUGCCGGUGAUCCUUGGCGACGAACAUACAAUAAAUCGGACAAUACACACAAUGCUGUCAGCUUUGUUUGUUUAACAGAUUUUGGUAUGCCUAAUGCUCCUGAAACAAAUGGAUUUCAAACAGAUAAAUACUUCUGUAAAAAUGGUUUUCGAAUGCAAGUCUUUUUUCCAAUGUGUUGGGAUGGAAUAAAUCUAGAUUCACCUAAUCAUCGUUCACAUAUGGCAUAUCCAAGUCAAUAUAAUACUGGAGAUUGUCCAGCUAGUCAUCCUGUUCGUAUACCUGGCCUUUUCUUUGAAGCUUUCUAUGCUAUCGAUAAAUUUCCUCAUGGAACAGGUCGACAACCAUUUGUUUUAGCAAAUGGUGAUCCAACAGGCUACGGCUUUCAUGGAGAUUUCGUUAAUGGAUGGGAUGUUGAUGUUGUAAAAAAUAUGCUUUCCGAUAAAUCAUGUCUUGCAAGUAAUACUAAUCUUGGUAAUAAUCCAGAACGUUGUUUACCUAUACAAAAUUUUGUAAAGAAAUCUAUCGAUUCUGAUUGUGAAUUAGCCAAAGCUAUUCCAUUAACCGAAAAUAUAGGAAUGGUUGAACCUGUUAGUAGAUUACCUGGCUGCAAUCCAAUUCUUUAUUCAAAUCCUGUUGUAUGCUCAGAAGGUAGCGAACCAAGAUCGAUGAACAAUAGUGGUACUUUUCACCUUCUAUCCAAAAGAACUGGUCGAUAUGUUACAUUCAAUCCUAUUACUGAAAUAGUUUAUGCUAAUGCACCUGCAAUUAAUCCUAGUUAUCGUGAAACAUGGGGUCUUGGUUGGGCAGGACGAGAUUUAGGUCGUACAAUACGCAGCACAGAAUUAAAUAGACAUUUUACAAUGCAAGAUAUACUUCGAGUUCGAGGUCCAGAACCUGAUACUUGGGAAAUUUUUGAAAUUGAAAAACAAGCAAACAGUGAUUAUGUUGCCAUUAAAAAUCGUCGACAUAAUAAAUAUUUGCAAGUAGAACCAGAUUUUACUAUUACUGGUACUGCAACAAUUAUUACUGAUGCUUGUCUCUUUCGAUUGGUCACACCUGAUGGUGGUCAUGUACCUCAAGGAUUGACAAUGUCUGAUGUAACUAAUUUACAAGGUCUAUCAAGUAAUCUUGGAAAAAAAUAA
Adineta steineri is the source of this 1596-nucleotide messenger RNA. The record is from the annotation of a GenBank genome assembly. NCBI's taxonomy places the organism in Eukaryota, Metazoa, Rotifera, Eurotatoria, Adinetida, Adinetidae.